Messenger RNA from Salvelinus sp. IW2-2015, 4019 nucleotides. The record is from RefSeq and is a predicted model, not a curated record. Lineage: Eukaryota; Metazoa; Chordata; Actinopteri; Salmoniformes; Salmonidae.
GAACAGAAGAAGAUCCUGUCUCUAGGCAACGCCUCCGAGUACAACUACCUCACCAUGGGUAACUGCACCAGUUGCGAUGGGCGUGAUGACAUUAAGGAGUACGCCCACUUCCGCUCGGCCAUGAAGAUCCUGAUGUUCUCUGAGAAUGACUCCUGGGAGAUCAACAAACUGCUGGCCGCCAUACUGCACCUGGGAAACGUCCACUUUGAAGCCACCAUUUUGAAUAAUCUGGAGAGCUGUGACGUCAUGACGUCACAUCAUUUCAACAUGGCAAUCAAACUUCUGGAGGUGGACCCCAAGGCCCUGGAGAAGAGUCUGACCCAGCGUUCCUUCAUGACCUCCAGGGAGAGUGUGACCAAACCUCUCACCUCAGCCCAGGCCAUGGACGGCAAAGACGCAUUUGUCAAGUUUUGAGCAGCUGUGCAUCAACUUCGCCAACGAGCAGCUGCAGCAGUUCUUUGUGAAGCAUGUCUUCAAGCUGGAGCAGGAUGAGUACACCCGCGAGAACAUCGUCUGGAAGCACAUCGAAUACAACGACAACCAGAGAACACUGGACGUGCUGGCCAACAAGUCUCUUAACAUCCUGGCACUUAUCGACGAGGAGAGCAACUUCCCCAAGGGUACAGAUACCACCAUGAUCAACAAGAUGAACCAGGUACAUGGGAAGGGCGACGUCUACAUCCCCCCUAAAAACAACCAUGACACCCAGUUUGGAAUCCAGCAUUUCGCCGGGGUGGUCCACUACGAUUCAAAAGGUUUCCUUGAGAAGAACAGAGAUGCUCUGAGCACUGACCUCAUCCAGCUGGUGGAGAAAUCGUCCAAUAAGAUGCUAAAGCAGGCAUUCCAGAACGAGCUCUCCUCCAAUGGCGAGAUGGCCAGCGCCAACCCCAGGAUGACCAUCACUCCCAAGAACUCUCUACGGCAGCAAACGGUGGAUACUAAGAAGCGUGCUCCUACGUUGAGUGGCCAGUUCCGUCAGUCCCUAGACGCCCUGAUGAAGACCCUGACAGUCUGCCAGCCCUACUUCAUACGCUGCAUCAAACCCAACGACUUCAAGAAGCCUAUGCUGUUUGACAGGGAUCUGUGCAUGCGUCAGCUGCGUUACUCUGGGAUGAUGGAGACCAUCAGGAUCAGGAAGGCUGGCUAUCCAAUCCGCUACACCUUCGAUGAGUUCCUGGAGCGAUACCGCGUGCUUCUCAAAAGCAGCCUCUGUGACCCCAAAGUGGAAUCUCCACAGAAAUGCGCUGAAUGGAUCUGUGAGACCGUUCUUGCUGGACAAGAUGGUGACUGGAAGACCGGCAAGACAAAGAUAUUUCUGAAGGACUUCCAUGACACUAUGCUGGAGCUGGAGAGAAUGAAGGAGUUGAAUGAGAAAGCCCUUCUGAUACAGAGGGUCCUGCGAGGCUACAAACAUCGGAGACAGUUCCUGAGACAGAAGUCCUCUGCGCUGGUCCUUCAGAAAAACUGGAGAGGAUACAAAGGCAGAAAGCUCUACAGAGUCGUCCAGCUGGGUUUUGCUCGUCUGCAGGCGAAGGUCCGAGCCCGCCAGCUUCAGCACCACUACCAGCAGAAGAGGGUGGCUGCGGUCCGGCUACAGGCACAGACACGGGGGUACCUGGCCAGGAAGGAGUGGCAGAGGAAGAGGCAAGCGGUGAUCCUCUUGCAGGCUAACUCCAGGGGAAUGCUGGCUAGGAAACAAGUGAAGAAGAUGAAGAGAGAUAUGUUCCUGUCCGCUAAGGAGCGUCGUGAGGAAGAGUUGGCAGCCCUGGAGAGGCAAAGACGUUUAGACCAGGUGCUCCGGCAGAAGAAAGAGAAGGAGGCCAGCACCCAAUCAGAAUCAAUCACAGCACAGGAAAUGGUGGACGACAUCUUCGGGUUCCUGCCCAAUAUGGUGGGAGGGCAGGAGGGACAAGCUCCUGCUGGAUUCAAGGACCUGGAGAAGCAGGGAGAGCGGACCAGACCAGAGGAGGUGGAUCUGGACGACCUGCCCAUGGUAGAGGACAUCCCCGAGGAGGACUACGACGACCUGGAUGAGUAUUCCUUCUCCAAGUUUGCCUCCAUGUACUUCCAGGGCGCCGCCACGCCAACACACAUCCGCCAGAGGCUCAGACAGCCACUACUCUACCAUGAAGACGAAGGAGAUGUUGUGGCCUCCAUGACAGUCUGGUGGAUCAUCCUGAGGUUCAUAGGGGACCUGCCGGAGCCCAAGCUGGUGCAGGGCCAGGGGGCCAGGGGCCUCAGGGGGUCAAACAUGGUUAACAGCUCCCUGGAUCAGGACCUGGCCUUGAGACAGGACAGGAGGCUGAGCCACAUGGUGGGCCUGGAUCAGAGGGUUCUGAGGAACCAGAAAAACCGCAAGGUCUCUACAGUACCAGAGGAACCCGCUUCUAAAGGGAGGAAGGGUUCCACCUUUACGGACCUGCUGUCCCGGAACCGCAAGGCGUCUGCCAAGCCCGACGAGGUGAUCCUGAACAGGAAGGGUUCCUCGGCUGUAGACGCGACGCCCCGAGCCAGGAAGGGUUCUACGUUCACCAACAUGCUGAGUGGGGGCAGAAAGACCUCUUCCAUCUCGGAGGAGGUCCCAGCCUCUCCCUCUAGGGGCAUGAGGAAACCCUCUAUCAUCCAGGAGGAGUCAGAGGAAGGAGAAGAGGUUUCCAAGCCACCCACUGUGCAAACCAUCAGUGAGGAGGACGAGAUACUGGUAGGAGAGGGACCCACCCUCGACCGGCCAAUGACUGCUCUGGAAAAGCUGCACGUCAUCGUGGGUUACGCCAUCGUCAGAAGAGACCUCAGAGAUGAGAUCUAUUGUCAGAUCUGUAAGCAGCUGCAGGAGAAUGGGAACCGCAGUAGUUUCUACCGAGGUUGGAUCCUUCUGUCCAUCUGUCUGGGGAUCUUCCCCCCCACUGAACGCUUCAUCAAGUUCCUCCAGAGCUUUAUCCGGUUCGGCCCGAUGGGCUACGCCCCCUACUGUGCCAAGAGACUGAGACGCACCGUAGCCAAUGGGGUUAGAGGAGAGCCUCCGAGCUGGCUGGAACUAGAGGCGACCAAGUCUAAGAAGCCCAUUGCGGUGUCUGUGACCCUGAUGGACAGUCGUACCAUCAGCCUGCCUGUAGACUCCUCCUCCACCUCCAAGGAGAUCUGCCAGUUACUCUCUGAGAAGGUCUCCCUCAAAGACACCUUCGGCUUCUCUCUCUACGUGGCUCUCUAUGAAAAGGUGUGGUCGCUGGGCAGCGGGCGGGAGCACGUGAUGGACGCCAUCUCCCAGUGCGAACAGGAAGUGAAACGGAAGGGUGGGCAGGAGCAGCACGCCCCCUGGAGACUCUACUACAGGAAGGAGAUCUUCACCCCGUGGCAUGACUGUAAAGAGGACUCCGUCAGCACAGACCUCAUCUACAGACAGAUCGUCAGGGGACUACGCUUCGGAGAGUACCAGUGUGACAAGGAUGAUGAUAUAGUCCAGCUGUCAGCAAAACACUUCUACAUUCAGUAUGGAUCGGACUGUAGUCUUGACAACGCUAAGACAGUAGUUCAGGACUGCGUUAACUCUUCUCUUCUGGAGGCCAAGACUCAGGACAAAUGGCUUCAGAUGGUCAGCACUGCCCAUGCUCAGGGUCCAUAUAUCAACUCUAGGCAGAAAGCAGCAGGUGUCAAGGCCGAGGUGGUGGACUACGCUCGUCAGAAGUGGCCUAUGUUCUUCUCCAGGUUCUUCGAGGCCGCCAAGUUAUCAGGUCCUGCACUUCCUAAAAACAAGUUCAUUGUGGCGAUCAAUUGGACAGGCAUCACUUUCCUGGACGAGAAGGAGAGGAGACUGCUGCAGCUCUCCUACCCAGAGGUCACUGGGGUCAACACCAUGAGGGAGGGCAAGACGUUUGGCCAGUCUGUGAGUCUCCUGACUCUGAAGGGAGACUUCUCUCUGAACGCGGUGAUGGCUGGGAACAUAGCAGAGCUGGUGCACAUGUUCCUGGGAGGACUGAGGGAACGCUCUCAGUAUGCUGUGGCCCUGCAGGAAGUCAACCAAG